CGACAUUUCGCGUCGAAACCCUGAAUCAGGACAGUCCGAAACGCGAACAAUUCUGUCCCACCGCCUUUACAAACGUUGCUCGUCCCGCCGAGUUCCUCCAGCAGGCUGCUCGCUGCGUCCAGGUUUUUUGAGCUUUGAUGGGGAUCUUUAAGUAUAUAAACCAAGCCGAGAAGAAUUGUGAUGAACACGGGGAGGAAGAGAACGCCAGCUUUAAUCGGCGUGUAAUUCGAUCGGUCUUUCUGAUACAAAACAGCCUUGAAAAUUUCCGAAUUAGGUUUUGCACACCGUCUUGCAAGAACUUCGUGUUUUUUCCCCUCCCGCUUGGCGCUGCCCUCAGCACCAUUCGGGAUCCUCACACCUAUGCACACAGACACACACAACUAGGUCACGAACGAGCCCCGGAGGGUCGAGAAAAAACACCUGAAAAUAGCCUGUAAGAAAGCCGAACAGCCCCCACCCCACCCUCUCCCCCCGGCAGAUUCGAAGUAAAGUUAGCAGGGAAAGGUCGGGGAGAAGACACUUUAGUGGCGAUGGAUCGAUUCGCUGCGAUGACCCCUAGCAGUUUAAAACUGAUGUUCACGAAAAAGAACGGGGAGAAAACUCAGCUGGUGACGGACGCGCCGAGCGAUACCUACACCUUAACGCAAGGAAGCUGGCCGCCUCAACCGCUCAGUACUGUCGUCAGUUCCCCUGCCAUCUCUCAUUGCCACCAGAAGAGCAAAGCUCAUGAGCAGAGACAGAUUGAGCAGAAGCAAGCUAAAAGGAGGCUGAUUAUUGCCCUGGUCAUCUGUACCCUCUUCAUGCUUGGAGAGGUGGUUGGUGGAUAUCUGGCAGGGAGCUUGGCUGUCAUGAGUGAUGCGGCACAUCUUCUAGCGGACAUCACGAGUUUUCUGAUUAACCUGUGCUCAUUAUGGUUAUCCUCAAGACCGGCCACCAAGAGAUUAAAUUUUGGAUGGUACAGAGCAGAAAUAAUUGGAGCAUUAUUUUCGGUGAUCGUAAUUUGGAUUGUAACUGGUAUCCUGGUCUACCUUGCCACUCAACGAUUGAUCCAUUCUGAUUUUGAAAUUGAAGGAUUGGUUAUGGUUAUAACAUCUUCCAUUGCCGUGGUAGUAAACAUAAUAAUGGGUUUGACACUGUAUCAGAGUGGCCAUGGUCACAGCCAUGGUGCGGUGGCCUACCUUCAACACUCAAAUGAAGUUCACCACAGCCAUCAGCCAAAUGCCAGCAUACGCACUGCCUUCAUCCAUGUUGUGGGAGACUUCUUGCAAAGUGUUAGCGUGCUAAUCAGUGCUCUUGUAAUUUUCUUCAAGCCGGAAUACAAAAUAAUGGACCCUAUAUGUACCUUUAUUUUCUCAGUGUUAGUGCUAGGAACAACUAUCAAUGUCCUGCGGGAUAUCUUGUUGGUGCUGAUGGAAGGUGCACCAAUUGGAUUAAAUUAUAAUGCGGUGAAAGAAGAAAUCCUGGCGGUAAAUGGAGUGAGAACGUUACACAGUCUUCACCUCUGGGCUCUGAGCAUGAACCAGAUUGUUCUUUCAGUUCACGUUGCUACAGUAGAUACAGUGGAUCCUCAACAAGUUCUCAAGGAAAUUACCCGGAUGGUACACGACACUUUUAAUGUGCAUGCUGCCACAAUUCAACUGGAGCAGUAUUUGGAUCAAGAACCAGACUGUGCUUUCUGCCAGGAACCCAAAGAUUAAAAUUAUAUUAAGCACCUGUGUCUUUUUCCAUAAGCUUAUCCUAUGAUUAGUAAAGGUAGUUAAAUUGGCCUUCAGGGCAUCCACUGUCAGUUAACAAAUUCAAGAAACUCUAUGUGAUGGUUAUCUAGGAUCUAGCAAACAAUAGUAAAUCUAUUUGCAGAAAAAUUGCUUGUAUUAUUUUACCUUAACAAUAUUGGUUAUUUUAUUAGGUACACCUGUACACCUGCUUGUUAAUGCAAUCACCUAAUCAACCAAUCACGUGUCAGCAAGUCAAUGCAUAAAAGCAUGCCAACAUGGUCAAGAGGUUCAGUUGUAAUUCAUACAUCAGAAUGGGGAAGCAAUGUAGAAUGCUGCAAGUCUGGUUCACUGUUUCAGUGGUGAAACUGACGGCAGGGAAGCUGCAUUUAUUUAUUUACAUAGCGCAGAACAAACCCUUCUGACCCUUUGAGCCACGCUGCCCAGCAACCCCCGAUUUAAUCCCCGCCUAAUCGUGGAGCAACUUUACAAUGGCCGAUUACCCUAUCUACCAGGACAUCUUUGAGGUUAGUAUAUGCUAACCAUGCUGCUCCAGGAGCCAGGUGGUGUAGGGUAAUAACUGUUCCUGGACCUGGUGGUGUGGGACCUCAGGCAUUUUGUCAGCUAACAUGCUCUGUGUUUAAUAAGGCUGCAUUUAACACGAAAGUUGCUGGUGCGCAGAGAAUGAGGAUUAUAGACUGAAGUUACAGGAAAAAAUGAUCAGCUGGUAACAGGUAGAGUAAUGGCAGAUGGAAUUUAAUGCUGAUUCAAGCUGACAUGAGAAAACUUAAUAAAAGGUGGUCACUGAGUGUAUGCGUUUUACAUUGGCUGAAAUUUGUGUCAGUAACUAUGUCACACAAGUGAACUCUGAGACUGCUACAUCAAUGGCUGUUGUUUCAACCAAUCACACUGUACUUAUUUAAAAAGUGCACUCCAUUGCGAUUAAACAUUGGACCAU
Messenger RNA from Hypanus sabinus (Atlantic stingray), 2670 nucleotides. RefSeq names its product proton-coupled zinc antiporter SLC30A2-like. The transcript is spliced from 8 exons. Gene Ontology annotation, biological process: response to zinc ion; insulin secretion; response to glucose. Lineage: Eukaryota; Metazoa; Chordata; Chondrichthyes; Myliobatiformes; Dasyatidae. The record is from RefSeq and is a predicted model, not a curated record. Gene Ontology annotation, molecular function: zinc ion transmembrane transporter activity. Gene Ontology annotation, cellular component: plasma membrane. Bases 531 to 1697 code for a protein of 388 amino acids.